CCUGUCGAGACGUGCUAAGCUGGUCGAUCCCGGUUGGCUUCGAUCAUGGUGUCUUAUUGCGUGAUUAACUGAGUUUACUGGCGUCUUCCACCAACAGCGGAAGGCAGCAGUUGAACAUCACGUCAGGAUAUUUAUUAUCAAACUGCAUUAGUGAGUGUUGGAGAGGAGUGGCAUUUGUCGGGGCAUUUUCAGCAUCAGUUUGGCAAAAUGGAGACGACGGAGGUCGAGGAAUUUACGCCUCGUCCGUAUCAAGUGGACUUGUUCGAACGGGCUCUUGCCAAGAAUGCGAUACUUUACUUGCCGACUGGGGCCGGCAAAACUUACAUCGCAGUUAUGCUGAUCAAGGCCAUGAGCCCAUCCAUCAGGAUACCGUUUUCAGAGGGUGGCAAGAGAACCAUUUUCGCUGUUAAUACGGUGCCCCUUGUGACGCAACAAAGUGCAUACAUUCGUCGACAUACUGAUCUGACGUGCCAGGGGUACAGUGGCGACAUGGGCGUGGACUUCUGGAUUCAAUCCAGGUGGAAGGAAGAAUUCGAAAAGAAUCAGGUCCUAGUAAUGACAGCCCAGAUAUUCCUCGACAUUUUGGAGCACGGCUACAUGUCCCUGAAUCAGGUGAACCUCCUCAUCUUCGACGAGUGUCACAGAGCUGUUGGUGACCAUACGAUGCGUCGAAUCAUGCGGAAGUUCGAGAGUUACCCUGAGAACGAGCAGCCACGUUUUCUAGGCACCUCAGCGACAUUACUCAAUUCCAACGUCAAAAUGGCUAAAGUCGCUGAAGUCGUCCACGAUUUGGAGAUCACUCUCCACGCAAAAGUCAUAACGGUGGACUCAUUAGCUCCAGUAGAAGGCUACGGCAAACCAAAGGAGAGGUUCGUGGAGUAUCGCCCUGUAUCUCGUGCCUUCGAUCUCCAAAUAUCCCAGAGACUGGAGAUAAUGAUGAAAAUACUGGACAAAGUCAAGUUGAAAGAAUCCGGAAGGAACGAGGCGACAAGUGACAGAUUCCAACCACAGGAGAAGUCAGCUAAGCUGCGAAACGUCAUUGCCGACACCCAAGAGCACGUAUUCACUCAAGAUCUGUAUGGUGGAAGCAAAGCGAUCCUCCUCCACAUGUUGCAACUGGAGAAAAUGAAGAAAUGUGUCGAUGACGAGGAUACCCUAACAAUCUUGAGCUUCUUAGUUUCUCAAUUAACACUCAUUCGAAAGAUAAUUGAAAAGGAGAUUAACAAAAUGGAAUUAACAGAAUUUGAAAAAAUUCACAAAUACUCGUCCGAGAAGAUAAUGAAACUCCUGGAAAUACUGCGAAUCCAUUACGACGCUAACGAGGUAACUAAAUCAACUCCAGCCAAUAAAUUCUGUGCCAUUGUAUUUGUCCGUCGUAGAUUUACCGCAAAAGUUCUCUAUCAAAUCCUCAAAAUUGCCUCCCAAGGCAGCGAUAAAUACUCCUUCAUUAAACCAGAUUACGUGGUUGGCUCGUCAGUGAAUCCAUACAAGAACUCCUGCGAGGACAGUUGCAUAUUGAAGUGGAAUAAAGAAGCUUUGAUUAGAUUUCGUACUGGUGCAUCGAACAUUCUGAUUGCCACAGAUGUCGUUGAUGAGGGUGUUGACAUACCCCUCUGCUCCCUAGUGGUACGCUACGACUUACCGAACGACUUCCGAGCUUAUGUACAGAGUAAAGGUCGUGCACGUAGUUCGUGCAGCAACUACGUAAUGAUGAUUUGCACGACAGAUGCGGAGAAAGAGAGAUCGAGGCACCAAAGUUAUGCGAGAAUUGAAACUGUACUGAGAGGGUACUUGAUAGGUAACACUGACAAUCGACCACUGCCAGUGCCCGAUGAGUUGAAGCAGUUUCUGUACGCGACGGAAAUUGAGCCUUACGAAGUAGUGGACGCGAAUGGGGUGCACUAUUCAGUCUCCGACAUUGGUGCAAUCAGUUUGAUUCAUCGUUACUGCACUAAAUUGUGUAGCUCAAAAUUCGUGACGUGUGCACCUACGAUUAAACAACACCAGACAGAUGAUGCAAAGAAAUUCCUUGUUUCCAUUACAAUGCCAAUUACUUCUCCCCUGAGAGGAGAAAUUUUUGGCGAUCUCAUGCCAUCUAUAACAUUGGCCAAACGCUCAGCCGCAUUGAAGGCCUGCAUUGCUCUCCACAAAAUUGGCGAAUUGAAUGACAGACUACUACCAGCAGAUACUAAAGACAUCAUCGAAGAUGUGACACAUUUAUUGGUGAAUUGGAAGGCUGAUGAUAACGCUGCUCAGAAGGCUCUACUUGGCACUUAUGCAUGCAAUCGUCAACACAAACUCGUUCAUCCGGAGGAAUUGUCUGCCGCGUAUCCUCAGCCGAAUGCCGUAUCCUAUCUACAUGUCAUUCAAGUUAAACCAACGUAUUCAAGACCAUUUGAGGAGAAGAGACACCGAGAACAGGUGUUCUACGAUUUCCUGAAUGAUCCCUCUGGUUUUGCCAUUCUAUCCAGCAAGAGGAUGUCUCAAGUACCAGGAUUUCCGUUGUACAUGAACGUGGGACCCCUGCAGGUUGACAUAAAUGUCAAUCACAGUGAAGUCGUGCUGUCUUCCGUUGAAAUUAAUCAAUUGAAGAAUUUCCACUGGGUUGUUUUUGCAGAAGUGUUGGGCAUUGUCAAGCCCUUUACAAUGUUCGAUAAUGAAAAUAUGGAGAACAAUUAUCUCAUCGUUCCAAUCGAUGUAAAUUCAAACAUUGAUUGGAAUAUUGUGAAUAAUAAUCAGGAGAUCCUCAAGAUUCCUCACUCAGCAGGAGGGCAGCAACUACCCCAUGAGGUGGCAUUAACAUCAGCUCUAUCAAUGGUUGGUUAUGCGAGUAAUAAUAAUUCUCCUAGAGUCGAUGAUUACGACGAUUGGCAACUAGUGAGACCGAAUUAUCGAGAUACUGUUUAUAUUGUCACAAAAGUCUGUCAUGAUAUGAAUCCACUGUCCGAGUUUCCCACCGAUGAUUUUAAACAUUACAAACAUUAUUACGGUGAGAAACAUGGGUUGGCAAUAACAGAUUUCAGGCAGCCUCUGCUGGAAGUCAAAGCAAUAGCCAUAAACAUUGAUUACAUUAAGCCGAGGGGUCGAAGUGCUUCAUCCAAGAGGAGGGAAAGGGACAAUUUUGAGGAGCACUUAGUGCCAGAAUUGUGCGAGAAGAUGACGUUUCCACGUCUUUAUUGGCUGAAAGCGAUGUACAUACCCUCAGUGAUUCAUAGACUGUCGCAGUUGUUGAUUGCUGAGGAUUUGAGGAAGAGAAUAGUACGGGAGACGGGUCUGGGGCUAAUUGAAGUGGCUAAUGGCGCUUGGCCACCCCUCCAGUUGUCUGAGGAUGAUGACAAAUUCGAUUCAUCGACCUGCUCUGAGAAGAGUCUGGAGGACGAGGAGGAGCACGACCUCGUGGAUGAUGCUGGAUAUGAAGGUGACGAUUUGAGGGGACAGGGGGAUGCCGAUGCAUCAGAGGGUUUUUUCCAGAUGCUGGACAGUAUGAAGAACUCAGAGUCUGAAACACCAGCAACUCUGGAAGUGGAUAUUUUGAGCCUGGAGUCUAAUGUUUAUGAUUGGCCAAAGGACAAGGAGCCAAUGGAUCUCGAAAGGAACAUUGAAAAAAUUCAACUCAUUGACAUUGACUAUUACUUCCAGUUCACCAAUGUACGCUCGAGAAACGCUGAGAUACUGAAGGAAAAGUAUAAGAGGUAUCGGUUUUCGAAGCGACCCAAUGUUUCAGUUCCAAAGCUCCAAGUGACAGAUAAGCAUCAGACAUCUGUUGAAGCUCUACUCACUGGUCCAACUCCACUGGAGAUCAUGUACGCCCUGACGACGAAACCAGCCCACGAUGCGUUUAAUCUGGAGCGUUUAGAGACCCUGGGGGAUUCAUUCCUGAAGUACAUUACUUCAGCCUACCUUUUCGAGCGACAUCGAUUCUAUACUGAGGGCAGACUGACUGUUUUCAAAGGACAAAUCGUUGGUAAUCGUCACCUAUUCUACUGUGGAGAGAAAAAGUUGAUCCCAGGGAGAUUGAAGAUCGAUGAUUUUGGGGCCAAGAGUAGCUUCAUACCGCCCUGCUUCAGUGUGCCCAGAGAAAUUCAAAGGAUGAUGAAAGACGAGGACAGCUCACCGAAUGUCCUCUACGAUAUUCAUAUGACUUCUGAGGAGAGAAAAGAGGGAGAAUUAUCAGAGGAGACCAAAGCCAUAAGCAGCGAGAGAAUUUCAUCCUGGUCGCAGAAAGGAAUCACUACUCAUACUGGGACAGAGAACUACCUGGGGAUCCAGAUAAUUAAAGAUAAAAUGGUCUCAGACUCUGUGGAAGCUUUGAUAGGAGUUUAUCUCAAUGCAAUGGGUCUUCCAGCUGCCACAAAGCUUGUCAAGUGGCUUGGGAUUCUUCCUGAUGACGCCAAUGUCGAUAGUAUUCUGUAUGGCAAAGCUGCAACAGCCAAAAUUGGGACUGGAGAUCCAGACGUUCACAUGCCUUGGGCUGCCUCGAUCGAGGACACUCUGGGGUACAAAUUCAAAGAUCGAUCGUUCCUCCUGCAAGCUUUCACCCAUCCAUCUUAUUCGAAUAAUAACAUAACUACUGAUUAUCAGAGGCUAGAGUUCCUGGGGGAUGCGAUUAUUGAUUUCUUGAUAACUGUGCAUAUCUACCAAAGCUGUGGAAAUUUGACCCCUGGGGAUUUGACUGAUCUGAGAUCAGCAUUGGUCAACAACAUAACUUUUGCUUGCCUAACUGUCAAGUUUGGACUCCACACAGGACUUCUUGCAUUCUCCCCUAAUUUAACUGAUGCCAUUGAUAAAUUCGUGUCUUUCCAAGAGGAGAAGGGGCAUAAAGUUGGUGAUGAUCUCCAUUGGAUUCUACUGGAGGAGGACGAAUGCAACAUGGCUGAGUACGUCGAGGUACCAAAGAUGCUGGGAGAUCUCUUCGAGUCGGUGAUUGGUGCCAUCUAUCUGGACACUGACAAGAACCUUAACAAGGUCUGGGAGAUUUUAUACUCUAUGAUGCACGAGGAGAUAAGGAACUUCAGUGAGAAGAUCCCCAAGGACCCUGUGAAGUGCAUUCAUGAGGCUCAAGGGGCUCAUCCCCACUUCUCGAAGCCAGAGAUCCUCGACUCUGCUGGCAGUAUUAUGGUACCCCUGGAGAUCGUCAUCGGAGGAAAGAGGAAGUUAUUCCAUGGAUUCGGUGCUACUGGAAAGCAGGCGAAGCGAGCAGCUUCCAAGCAGGCGCUCAAAUUCAUUCAUCGUAGCUUGCAGGGGUGAAUAAUUAUCUUGUCAUAUUGCUGUGGGGCGAUGGAUUGUAGUUGAUGCCCACGUGCAUUAUCUUUCUAAUGUGAUUUUCAUGUUUUUUUAUUCUUGUUAUCUGGAAUGUUCUCCAAUUGCCAUUCAGUUUUACAUAGUCCUGGAUCAAUCAAAAAACGCUGAAGAAAAAGUGAACAUUUUCAAAUAGCGUUUUUAAUAAUACUGGGGAAUAAAGCCAAUAGAGAGGAAAUUGCAGAUUAAUAAUUUGCUAUAUCUAAUGGAUGUUAGGUCGUCAUUUGUCACAGUAGCCAGUGGCUGUUUGAUCGUUAGUUGCCAUGAUACAUUAUCAUUGCAAUAUCCAUUUGCAAUUUCUUCUCUAUCAGACUUAUUUUCAAAUCUGUUAAAUUUGCUGAAAACGCUUAAAAAUGUUCAUUUUUUUCUCCUUUUUUGAGUGUAUAAACAUGUACAAUCCAAUGAAAAUUGUGAUAUAUUUUAGAUUAUGAAGAUGGAAAAACAAUCGAGAUAACGUUCCAGAGAUAAUUCGUCGGGGCAUUAAUUAAUUCAUGUAUUUUUCUCAAAUUGUGAAACUGUUGAUUGAGUGUUGGACGAGGAGUACUGAGCAUUGAGAGUGGAUAUUUUUAUAUAUUAUCGCUUUAUUAUUAAAUAAUUACUUGCUAUUUUUAUAUUGCAUAUAAAUCAACGCACAAAGGUUUAAUUGAUUUAUCGUGUACUUGGGAAUUUAUCAUCACUCUGAUAACAGCGAAGUAGAGGAGCGGAUUUCAUUGAUUGCAUGCCAAGAAAAUAUGAUAAACAUAAUCAAUUAAUCUAAUGAUGAGAAUCUUUUGAUUGUGCUCGUAUGUUCUCAAUACAUUCCGAACUUCCCUCAUUGCUUGCAAACAUUAUUGACUUUUCUUUUGUCCGAGUCAUUCUCGGCAUUUUAACGUGCAAAUUGGAUGUUAGCCGUUCAAAUUAUGAAAUCUAUUUACGAAUUAUCAAGAAAAAACUGCAAUUUCAGUUUCAUCUGAAUAUACUGUUAAUCCACAGGGCUUCAAUCUACGUUUUUUUUUUAUUCAGAACAUUAUUAAUUCAUGCUCGGUGGUUUGGCGCAGUGGGUAAGUUCAUUGCCUAACAUGCGAAAGGUUCCGAGUUCAAAUCCCGGCCGGAUAGAAUGGUGC
Diachasma alloeum is the source of this 6401-nucleotide messenger RNA. RefSeq names its product endoribonuclease Dicer (gene Dcr-2). Gene Ontology annotation, biological process: apoptotic DNA fragmentation; pre-miRNA processing; siRNA processing. The coding region runs from base 208 to 5247 and encodes 1679 amino acids. The transcript has 3 exons. Gene Ontology annotation, molecular function: protein binding; ribonuclease III activity; RNA binding. NCBI's taxonomy places the organism in Eukaryota, Metazoa, Arthropoda, Insecta, Hymenoptera, Braconidae. Gene Ontology annotation, cellular component: nucleus; cytoplasm; RISC complex. The record is from RefSeq and is a predicted model, not a curated record.